Leptosia nina is the source of this 1665-nucleotide messenger RNA. Lineage: Eukaryota; Metazoa; Arthropoda; Insecta; Lepidoptera; Pieridae. The record is from the annotation of a GenBank genome assembly.
AUGGGGCGGAAUUAUUCUUCACUCGCGGCGAUGUCUAUCACGAGUGCGGUCGCCCACGCUGCUGCUGCUGCCGCUGCCGGUGCAGGCAAGAAAGCAGCUCAGGUGCAACUUCAGGCUGAGCUGAACACUGACGACGAAUGGAACAAGUUUGUUCAUAGAGAUGGACUUCUCGUCAUCGACGUGUACACGGAGUGGUGUGGUCCUUGCAUUGGAAUGGUCGGAAACCUAAAAAAAAUUAAAGUGGAGAUCGGAGGCGAUAAUUUGCACCUAGCCAUACCUUUCUCGCAGGCAAAAGCGGACACGAUAGCCGACCUGAAAAGGUUCAGAAAUCGUAGUGAACCAACGUGGAUGCUCCUAGCAAACGGUCAGCUUCUAAACGUCGUAUUCGGCGCAGACGCACCUCGUCUGACGCGCACAAUCGAACAAGAACUGAAGAAUGAAGAGCUGGUGCGAAAAGGCGAAUUGCAAAGGCCCCAGCGAGCUCCACACGAGCUUACGCCCCAAGAGCAGGAAGUCGCAUUAGCUCAACAGAAGAUUUUAGACGCAAGGAGAGCCAAGGAAGCCGCGGCGGCUGCGAGUGCGAAGCUAGCUCGGCGGGAAGCUCGGGCCAAGAGGCUGGAGUGCCACUUCAACGACGUGUGUCCGGCGCUGAUGACGCCGCACGCCCAGAAGCACCUUCGCAAAGUCGCAGACGCUCUAGAGCCGUACGGAGUAGUGAUAGCUGACAAAUGUCCCCUAGUGCUGAACAAGGACGGACUUCGAAUGCUCGCAUUAGAGGAUGAGAAUUUAGGCACCGAAGCGGCCUGUGCAGCGAUGGUAGAUAGGCCCUCACUGACUCUACUGCUCAAGAAGCUACCGGACAAAGAGGGAAAUGUCCUAGAACUAACUCGCAAAGCCCUCAUUGGCGAUGGUAUAGCAGCUGAAGAAGAGGAAACGAAAAAGUUCCUGGCGGAAGAGCUGACAGCCAACUCUGUGCCGGGACUGUUCGUGCCGGCAGACCGGCAUCAAAGGGCGGCUGCGCUGGACUUGUUGUUUCCAAAGAUGGUCGGUUCCCUAGUAGAACCUCUCCUACCCGCGGAACCCCCCCAUCUCUUGAUGAUAUUCGGAGCUUGGCAGCGCCGUGCUAUACUCGCGGUCACCUCGAGCCCUAAGCUGGCCAACAGCUUGCUGCGGUAUGGCUUCUUUACUGACGCUAACCUCGAAGAACCUAAGCUACUGGCUAAAAACAUCGACAAGUACGAAGAGAGAGUUGAGAAGGAUUAUUCUGAAACCAUCGCAUUAAUGAUCGCCGUCGCAGUAACUGAGCCAGCGUUGGUGGUCCCCCAGGACAUGCCCGAGGGUCCACCAGACGAGCUCCUGACCUUGGGGCCUUUGCACGUGAGCGAGGAUACCGUGGUCGGAGCUGAAGAGUGCAGCAGGUUCUUUCCAUCAGGAUACAGUGAACCCGAGCAUAAGCCCAAACCGAAAUCGAAGAAAAAGAAAAAGAAGCGUCACGAGACAAAAGACGAGGGAGACGAAACAGCCGAGGUAUCUACGGAAAUACCAGAGGACGGUGAUACGAUGGACGGCUCAGCCGAGGACGACGGAGCCGAGGUGGAAGGGGAGGGGGAGGAAGAAGAAACGCACCAAGAUAAAGCCACUUCUCCACCGCCCAAUGCGAUCUAG